AGUUUACUUCCGGCAAAAGAUAAACAACACAUAUGAGUUAAAUAUAUUUCAAUUGCAUGUAAAGUACGACUUUCGGUUGCCUUAAUUUAAUUUAUUUGUACUACGAAAGACACACACAACAUGACAGAAUUAUUGUCAUUAGACCUUCAGGUCCCAUUCAACACAGCGCGGGAGGCGGAAAUUGCGUACGGGACCCUCAGUGUUGAUGCUGAACCAAAGAGGGGAGGGACCAAGAAAAUCAUGGUGGUCAAAGGCUCAAUGCUCACAGUGAAUUUCAAAGCUACGGAGGCCAGAACACUGAGGGUCGCAGUUAACUCUUUCUUUGACCAUCUUAACCUUGUCGUGAAAACCAUUGAACAGUUUGGCCCACCAAAAUCCGUGGCUGCAGAGACUUGACAAGAUAUUAAGAUAUCUCUCUAAGAUAUCAUGCUGGCACACAUGUUUGGUACUUUAAGAAGAUAGCGAAUUUUAAUGCUGACAACAUUUUUCAAUAUCUGUUCAAAUCAAGUUGUUUUAUUUAUUAUUAUGAUUUAUGAACAACUACCAAGCUAAUUUUUUAAAGUGUUUCUUAUGCUUUUCGGCAAUAUGCUGUGUUUGUUUUAAAAAUUGAAGAUUUAUUUUUUAUAUUGGACUUCUGAUGACCACUUAGCAUUGUUAGUUGUGUUUUUUUUUCACAUUACACAUGAAAUCAGCUUUUUUGAUGUGUGGCCUUUAAAAAACGUGUGAGGUCCUUUUAUCAUGAAUGAACUGUUAAGGAUGCACAGAUUGUAAGUUGCUUAUUUGUUACUGACUGUGAGUGAUGUGAAAAUUUUGGUAGCGCAUGAUAAAAACAUCAGUGCUGACAUAUCUACAAAGACAUAACGAUUAUUUGUAACCGGUACAUUUGAGCACUGGUCAAGGAGUGCAUGCAAAUAAUGAUUGGAUUUCAUGAAGUGAUUGAAAUGACAUGUAACAUUCAAUGUAGGUUACUGUAUUUGACAGGUGAUGUAUGAAUGUUAAGAUAUCAAUUAAUGACAUCUGGAUUUUUCAUAUUUACAACUGCUCAAAGUCAUAACUGCAACUGACACCAUUAUGAUUGCUAAUGUGAAUGUCACAUAUAUGCAACACAAUAGGCAUAUUUGUUAGAUUAUGAAGUGAUUUGUAUUAUUAUUGUAUCAAUUAAAAAAAUUGUUUG
Messenger RNA from Mya arenaria, 1174 nucleotides. Its product is annotated as EKC/KEOPS complex subunit LAGE3-like. NCBI's taxonomy places the organism in Eukaryota, Metazoa, Mollusca, Bivalvia, Myida, Myidae. The record is from RefSeq and is a predicted model, not a curated record. The transcript is spliced from 3 exons. Gene Ontology annotation, cellular component: EKC/KEOPS complex. The coding region runs from base 121 to 396 and encodes 91 amino acids.